Molecule: messenger RNA, 480 nt
Organism: Centruroides sculpturatus (bark scorpion)
Lineage: Eukaryota; Metazoa; Arthropoda; Arachnida; Scorpiones; Buthidae
Product: protein ZBED8-like
Exons: 3
Coding region: 1-480 (159 amino acids)
Source: RefSeq, a predicted model, not a curated record
AUGAUUCCAAAAUUGUUAUUUGCCAAAUGUUUGGAAACUGAUACAAAAGAUGAAACAAUAUCUAACGAAUUAAAAACAUUUUUCAAUACAAAAGUUAUACCCUUGAGUAAUAUCCUCUUUGUUACUACUGACGGUGCUACGGCAAUGGUAGGACGACACCGAGGCUUUCUGGCAUACUUGAAACAAGCUAAACUGAAUAUAUUAUCUGUACAUUGUGUCAUUCACCGACACCAUUUAGUCGCCAAAAACCUUAGUGAACGAUUGCACGGCUCAUUAGAUUAUGUCAUUCGGGCAUUUCCAAAUCUUUUAAAAUUGAAAAAACGAGAUGAUGAUUUGCAUGUUUAUUGUCAACACAUAACGGCUCUUCAUUCUGACCUCAGCCAAAGAUUUGAAGAUAUUCUUCACUUGGGCAUCCCCAAUUGGGUGUUGGAUCCUUUUGCAAGUAGACCCACAAACUCAGAUGAAGCCAUACUAAUAUAG